Molecule: messenger RNA, 2601 nt
Organism: Branchiostoma floridae (Florida lancelet)
Lineage: Eukaryota; Metazoa; Chordata; Leptocardii; Amphioxiformes; Branchiostomatidae
Product: snake venom 5'-nucleotidase-like
Exons: 11
Coding region: 64-1908 (614 amino acids)
Biological process (GO): nucleotide catabolic process
Molecular function (GO): hydrolase activity, acting on ester bonds; metal ion binding; nucleotide binding
Source: RefSeq, a predicted model, not a curated record
AAGACUUCAAUGGUGAGCAUUGGUUGGAGAGACGCCUAUAGGUGAAAGGUCACCAUUAUAGAAAUGCGCAGACCCGGGAAAGCUGGUUUGUUAAAAGUACGUGUAAGAGGCAUUUUUCUUGGGAAAUGUUUGCCUUUUGGAGCUGAAAAUUACAGGAAAUUCAACAUGAAAGUGCAUGUUGUAGCUUCGUUGGUGUGCCUGUGGGUGACAUCAUGCCUGACCUUUGACCUGACUGUCCUCCACACCAACGACUGUCACGCUCGUAUCCAGCAGGCGGACGGCAAUGGCGGGUCGUGCAGUGAUAGUGAGGCCGCCGCCGGGAAGUGCUUCGGUGGCGUGGCGAGAAGACUCACCAAGAUCAGGGAGAUCCGGAACACGGAUGCCAACGUGAUCCUGCUGGAUGGAGGGGACCAGUUCCAGGGCACGCUGUGGUUCCACUUCUACCAGGGCCUGGAGGCCGCGCGAUUCAUGAACAAGAUGGAGUAUGACGUGAUGGCUUUUGGAAAUCACGAGUUCGACAACAAAGCAAAAGGGGUUAUCCCCUUUCUGAAGAACAGCAACCAUACACAGGUGUGUGCAAACAUCGACGCCUCGAAAGUGCCUGAACUCCAGCGGCUGUUCCAGCCGUCCGUGGUGCUGACGGUGGGAGGGGAGAAGAUAGGCGUGAUCGGAUAUCUCACACCAAACACCACAUUUCUAUCACAAACUGGCCCCGACCUCGUCUUAAGUGACGAAGUUUCAGCCAUAACCGCGGAGGUCAGGAGGCUUCAGGGCGAGGGCGUGAACAAGUUCAUAGCACUGGGGCACUCCGGUAUCAAAGCUGACAUCACCAUCGCUAAACAGGUCCCCGGGCUGGAUCUGGUCGUGGGAGGACACUCCAACACGUUUCUGUACAAGGGUACCCCUCCUGAAGAUGAUCCUAAGUACGGGGAGUACCCACUGACCAUCCAGUCCGAGGUAGAGAGCGGACGGCAGGUUCUCGUGGUGCAGGACUACUUCUUCGGGAAGUACCUGGGUUACCUCAAACUCACGUUCAACCCCGCUGGGGAGGUGACCGAGUUUGCCGGCAACCCGAUUCUUCUGAAUUCAUCGAUUUCCCAAGACAAUGAGACACUGGCAGAAGUCGCCUCCAUGAAAGGUGUCAUCGUGAACCUGACCAGACAGGAGGUCGGACGGACACACGUGUACCUAGACGGGAGGAGGGUGGCAUGCAGACGGGGAGAGUGCAACCUGGGAAAUGUGAUCACGGACGCCAUGGUGCGGGGUAACCUGAAGACCCCGGAUGAAGCGAAGUGGGCUGACGUGUCCAUCGCCAUCUUUAAUAGCGGCAACAUCAGAGCACCCAUCGCUUUCAGGGCUCCUAAUGGGGUUAUUACAGGAGAAGACGUGUUGACAGUUCUCCCUUUCAUGAAUACAAUUGACGUCAUCGUCUUACUCGGUGAGACGCUGUACGAAGUGUUCGAACAUUCGGUGGCGGAGCUGCCUGACACGGAAGCCGGGCAAUUCCUCCAGGUCUCAGGACUCCUCCUGAAGUACGACCUUCGCAAGCCUGUGGGAAAGCGCGUCGUCAGUCUGGAGGCGAAGUGUUCAGACUGUAAAGUGCCGCAGUUCGAGCCAGUCCAGAAACAGAAGCAGUACAAGGUCCUGGCAAACAGCUACAUCGCCAAGGGAGGGGACGGUUACACGAUGAUUAAGGAGAAAACGAUUAGUAUGGAUGCCAUCGGGUAUUUGGACACGGACAUUAUGUUGGCAUACCUGAAGGAUGCAAGUCCCAUCACAACCGGUCUGGAUCGACGCAUAACGUUUGUGGAUGGAACUGCAGCCGGGUCCAGCUCGUUCGUGUCCGCAUCAUUCUAUGUGUUGUUGAUGUUUCCAUUACUGAAUAUGUUCACCACUCUCUUUGGGUGAGCAUGGUUUCUUGGACCAAAGUCCUGGUUAUAAAGUUGAUGAUCCUAAAUACUGCGAGUACAUUAUUAAAGGGUGUGGGUUUAAGGCUAAGCUGUAUUUUUUGGCAACCUUCGCUUAACCUUGAAAUCGUAUAGAUUUUGUAUAGAUAUUGGCAGUUUUUCUGGAGAUUGAUUUAUGAAGUCAGGGUCUAAUUGAUAUAAAAUAGGAUGUUAUUCUAUACCGACAUCGCCUAUUGCAUUGUAGAUUAGCGGCACUUUGUUUCCAUUUCAAGUUCAAUUUCUUUGAUAACGUUAUAUAAAUAUUAGUAUAAAAACGGAGAUUUGUACGCGGUUCUAAUCAGUGUUUAUGGCCUUAGAAUUUGGUUUUUACUUCAGAAAAACGAUAUACAGGGGAAAUAAAGAUAAGUGGUGGAAAAGAAUGUGCAUCGUUUAUUACUUGUAAACGUUAACUAUAGCAUACAUAAGGUACGAAUAAUGCGUUCUGUACGAACAUCAUAAACAAGUAUCAACAAUCGUCAAAUUGUAGACUUUCAGGUUGUCCAAGAUCACUGUCUUUUCAAAACUAGCUUGCUGGAAAGUCGACUUAUCACACAGAUUGGAACAUUUAUUUGACGAAUAAUUUUGGAGUUGAUAAAUAACUGCAUUGAGUAGGAGAGCUGAUUUACAUGUAACAUAUCUAGUCGAAAAAAAAAAA